CUCCACUCGCGCGCGUGCUGCGCUGCUGCUGCUCUGCGGCCUGCCCGCGAGCGGCAAAUCCAGCUUGGCGGCGAGACUCGAGGAGCUGCUUACGAACACACCAACAACAGCAAACUCACACUUUCGUAUUGCAAGGGUGAUCCUCGUCCACUUCGACGAUUUCCUUCAUGCCGAACUAGCGCGACAGUUCUUCUCCCAGGAAGCGUGGCAGCGCAGCCGGACUGCAGCGUUGGAGCGCUUAAUGGGCGCUUUGGAGGCUGCUAUGGGCGAGGACGAAAGCGGCGGGCACGUUCUGGUCAUUGCGGACGACAACUUCCAGCUCCGCAGCAUGCGCCACGCGCUGUUCCGCGCUGCUCGUGACCGGGGAAUGGCCUUCAUUCAAGCCCACGUGGACUGCAGCCUUGCCACAGCGUGUACGCGCAACCAGCAGCGCACGGGUCUGGCAGCGGUACCGCAAGAGGCGCUGUGUCGCAUGGCGCAACAGUUUGAGCCGCCACAGCCGGAGCGCUUCGCCUGGGAGGCUUCCUCGUUGGUGGUCAGUUCCUCUCCAUGGAAUGGCGAUGAAGAUGACCGGAGCUACACAGCUGGAAUCGACAUCCAGGCGAACCACCAGUCUCACCAGCUUUGGCCGGCGGACCGCGUUCAGGCCUUGGUGCAUGAGCUGCAGCGCUUGUGGGGCCCACCGCCUCCGCAACCACCCAGUGCCGAGGAGCUGCAGCGACAGCGCGAAGAGGGGCAAGCAGCCAACGCUACCAGCUAUGUGCACGGUCUGGAUGUGCGCUCGCGCAAGGCACUCAGCGAGGCGGUCGCGACAGCGCCGGAGUCCAAGCGGGCGGUGGUGGCAAGGGGUUUGAACGAGCGGCGACGGGCGCUGCUGCAGGCAGCAAGGCAGCUGUUGGCGCAGGCGGCGGUAAGGGCAACAGGAGCGACAACGGCAGGACCGGACUUGCCGACGGCGGGGCCUGGCUUUGCUGAGGACGACGUGCUGCUGCUGCAGCGGCUGCAGCGGCUGGAAGAGGAGUUUAUGGUGGAUGCCGGGCUGUGAGGUGAGCCCGCCGGAAGGGUGUGUGGGGGGGGAGGCUAGACUGGGUCUAGCAGGCGCCAAAGGGAGCCUGUCUAUCAUAGCACGCACGUGUGGCGGACAGAUAGCUUGCAUCAACGCGUUGCACCAGUACACGUAGCGUUCACUGACGUACUACGUGCCCAUCAUCGGUGUAGUAACCGCGAAUUCACUCUGCGACUCUUGCCCUGACACGCCUUGUGGGAUUUGUCGACCAGGAUUCUAGCCAUCACACUCGAGACUAUGCUUCU
Molecule: messenger RNA, 1311 nt
Organism: Chlamydomonas reinhardtii
Lineage: Eukaryota; Viridiplantae; Chlorophyta; Chlorophyceae; Chlamydomonadales; Chlamydomonadaceae
Exons: 2
Coding region: 242-1045 (267 amino acids)
Molecular function (GO): tRNA binding; kinase activity
Source: RefSeq, a predicted model, not a curated record